Molecule: messenger RNA, 1233 nt
Organism: Staurois parvus
Lineage: Eukaryota; Metazoa; Chordata; Amphibia; Anura; Ranidae
Source: the annotation of a GenBank genome assembly
AUGACAAGCUGCGUGACAUGCCGGAUGGGACGUUCCUGGUCCGUGACGCCUCCACCAAAGAUGCAGGGAGAUUAUACGCUGACACUCAGAAAGGGCGGAAACAACAAACUGAUCAAGAUUUAUCAUCGAGAUGGCAGAUACGGAUUCUCUGAUCCCCUCACCUUCAAGUCUGUGGUGGAAUUGAUUAACCACUACAGGCACGAAUCUCUGGCCCAGUAUAACCCCAAGCUGGAUGUGAAGCUGUUCUACCCGGUGUCCCGGUACCAGCAGGACCAGCUGGUGAAGGAGGACAGUAUUGACGCCGUGGGGAAGAAGCUCCAGGAAUAUCACGGCCAAUUUCAGGACAAGAGCCGGGAGUAUGACAGACUGUACGAGGAGUACACAAAGACAUCACAGGAGAUCCAGAUGAAGCGAACGGCCAUCGAAGCCUUCAAUGAAACCAUUAAGAUCUUUGAGGAGCAGUGUCAUUCCCAGGAGAGGUUCAGCAAGGAGUUCCUGGAGAGGUCCCAGCGGGAGAGCGGGGACAAGGAGAUGGAGAGAAUAAUCAUCAAUUACGAGAAGCUAAAAUCUCGAUUGGGGGAGAUUCAUGACAGUAAAUUGCGGCUGGAACAAGACCUGAAGACACAGGCGCUGGACAACCGAGAAAUAGACAAGAAGAUGAACAGCAUCAAACCAGAUCUGAUCCAGCUGAGGAAGAUCCGAGACCAGUACCUAGUAUGGCUCAAUCACAAAGGCGUGCGGCAGAAAAGGAUCAAUGAAUGGCUUGGAAUCAAGAAUGAGAGUAUAGACGAUCCCUAUUUCCUGAGCGAGGAGGAUGAGCUGCUGCCGCACUACGAUGAGAAGACCUGGUUUGUGGGGGACAUCAAUCGGAUCCAAGCCGAGGAACUCCUCCGAGGGAAGCCCGAUGGAGCCUUUCUAAUCCGGGGAGAGCAGCAAGAAAGGAUGCUACGCCUGCUCUGUGGUGGCGGACGGCGACGUCAAACAUUGCGUCAUUUACAGCACGUCACGGGGCUUCGGCUUCGCGGAACCGUACAAUCUGUACAGCACACUAAAGGAGUUGGUCCUCCAUUACCAGCAUACUUCCCUCGUCCAACACAACGAUUCUCUGAAUGUCAGGCUGGCCUACCCCGUCUACGCACACACGUCCUCCCUGUGCAGAUAAGCCCCUGGAGGACCCCCCCAGGCAGCCAUUUUUGGAUCUUUUCUACGUUUUUUUUUUUUUUUUUUUUUUAG